Molecule: messenger RNA, 285 nt
Organism: Penicillium longicatenatum
Lineage: Eukaryota; Fungi; Ascomycota; Eurotiomycetes; Eurotiales; Aspergillaceae
Exons: 2
Coding region: 1-285 (94 amino acids)
Source: RefSeq, a predicted model, not a curated record
AUGCUCAGCCACUGCGCAUUUGUCGUCACACCCUCCUGCAAGAAUGGGAAAAGAGCAGUCUCUCCAAGUCUCAAGAAGACUGGCGCCGGCGGGAAGAAGGCGAAAGCCGUUAUCGUGGAAUCUACUCUUUGUAGUGAUUUGGGUGCACCAGCGCCGGCGAGACCACCACCAGCCGAGGCUGUGGCUCGUUUUUGUGAUGCCGUCCAGCGACACGGUCAGGGCGCUGUUCGAGUUGAAGUCGAAUCCAAUGGACUCGGAGGGCUGGAAACUGGAACUGUUACCUAA